Molecule: messenger RNA, 1453 nt
Organism: Actinia tenebrosa (Australian red waratah sea anemone)
Lineage: Eukaryota; Metazoa; Cnidaria; Anthozoa; Actiniaria; Actiniidae
Product: ER lumen protein-retaining receptor 2
Biological process (GO): protein retention in ER lumen
Cellular component (GO): membrane
Molecular function (GO): ER lumen protein retrieval receptor activity
Source: RefSeq, a predicted model, not a curated record
UACUAGUGUUUGGCUGGAAUCUUGACUUGACUGUCCCUUUUUCCUCUUUUAACUCAAAUUUAACUCAUCUGAUCGUAAAAAUGAAUAUCUUCAGAUUAACUGGCGACCUUUCCCAUCUCGCUGCCAUCUUGGCAUUGCUGUGGAAAAUCUGGAAGAGCCGCUCAGUUGCUGGUCUCUCUGGCAAGAGUCAACUUCUCUUUGCUCUGGUGUUCGCAACUCGUUACCUUGAUUUGUUUACGACCUUUAUUUCCGUCUACAACUCGGUGAUGAAAUGCAUCUACCUAAUUUGUUCCUGGGGUACAGUCUACCUUAUGUAUUUGAAAUUCAAGGCUACAUAUGACUCUAAUCACGAUACCUUCCGAUUGGAGUUUCUUCUUAUCCCAGUUGCUGGUUUAGCAUGCUUGGUUAACCAUGAGUUCACCAUCAUGGAGGUCUUGUGGACAUUCUCCAUCUACCUAGAGUCAGUUGCCAUUCUACCCCAGCUAUUUAUGAUAUCCAAGACCGGUGAAGCAGAAUCCAUCACCAGCCACUACUUGUUCCUUCUCGGCCUGUACCGUGCCCUUUACAUCGUCAACUGGGUCUACAGAUACUACUUUGAGGGAUUCUAUGAUUUUAUAGCAAUUGUUGCUGGAUGCGUACAGACAGCUCUCUACUGCGACUUCUUUUAUUUGUACAUUACCAAAGUUCUCAAGGGCAAGUCGUUAAAGCUCCCCGCCUAAAGACCCUCAGAUAGUCAGAUAAUCAAGUGCCUACAAGGAUGGAUGCACUUUUUGGAAAUAAGCACAGUAUUAAAACAAUGUGAACUGAUCCAUGCCUGUAGGAAAACCGCAAUAUCUGUUACAUGUAUAGAUAGGUACUCAUGUUUGGAGAUUUUUGUGCUACGACCAGUCAGUAAAGUCCUUGUUACUUGAAAGCAUUAUUUGUUUCUUUUGUCAUCAUACACUUACACUGAAUGCAUUUUCACUAUUUUGGGACAUGCAGCUCUAUAAAAAUGAUUUACUAACUCUGAUUGAAGCUAUAGGUGUAUGAUUACAAAAAACGAAACAACACUCAACAUGUGGGGGCGUUACUAUGGGUUACAUAACCUGUAAAAUGGUUAUGACAGAGAAUAAAAUUUAUAUAAGGUUUAAAAAAGAUUUUGUGUGACUGAAAAAUAAAAUGACUCAUGAAACUGUCAAUUUAAAGAAUUGAUAACAUAUUUUAACCAUUCACAGUGUACCAUGAGAUUUUCUCUGUCAUAUAAGAUUUGCUCUUGUAAUAAUUUUGUUACAGUGUACAUGGAAAUAACAAAUCUAGCAGAGUAAAGAGCUGGCUUGCUUUGCCUUUAUGACAAAGGAAGAAAUCCAUAAUUUAUUAUUGAAAAUAACCUAAUCCUAUGGGUAGGAAUUUCUUACCUCUAGGAGUAAUACAAGAAUCCAUGUACACUGUACCAGAAAUAAACUCUAAGAAAUCA